UUCACCGAGUAGUAUUAGAUCUACUUCUCAACAAAAAACACUUGGCCUGUUUAUUGUAUUCAAUACAUUUUUCAUCAGUUAAAAUAAAUAGAUCUAGAUUAGAUCUAAUAUUUUAUUCAAUUUUAGCGCAGGCUAAGUUAAGUGAUGCCUCUCCCAGCUGCUCUUCAGGCACGCUUAGCUAAGCGUGGAUUACUUGAAGCUAAACUCAGUGCAAAGAAAAACACCUCUUCAAAGACAACAGAAGAAGUUGAAGAAGUAUUUGCUGAAGAUUACGAUGACCCAUCAAAGCCAGAAGCUCCAGUGUCACAUCCAACACCAGCUUUUCUCCAACAACACCUGAUACUUGAACAGCCCCACCAAGGUGCAAUUGAUAUUGCUGCAGAUGGACCAAUAUAUUUUGAAACAACUGCUUGUCCUAACAGGAGCAAUCCUUAUCAUGAAUGUGUUGCCUAUUGUAAAAAACGUUACGGAAUGCGUGAGUGGGAUCCAGAUACUGACAUGCUAAAGAAAAAAGACAGAAUGCUAAGGAAAUACCCUUUACCAGAAGGCUGGUUACAAGUCGGAGACUUUGAUACAGGACGUUACUAUUAUUGGAAUGUCAAUACAGAUGAGGUUUCAUGGUUAUCACCAACACACCCCAAGGCAAUAAUUUCACAGUCUGCUGAGUUUCUAGGGAUAGUGGGCAAAAUUGGUGAUUUGGACUCUGAAUGGGAAGAUACAUCCUCUCGUUCUGCAUUUAUUAAUCAUAGUGGAAGUGAUACAUCAUUAUCAGAUGAAGAAGAAUUUAUUGAGAAACGAAGAAAACCACAAAAAAGAGGAAGACAAGGCCAAGGUAAAAAGGAUGACCUUGAUCCUAUGGAUCCAGCUGCAUAUUCUGACAUACCAAGGGGAGGCUGGAGUGAAGGACUGGACCAACGUGGUAAAGCUAAAACUGGUGUUGAUACAACAGCAUCUGGGCCAUUGUUCCAGCAGAGGCCCUAUCCUAGCCCUGGAGACAUCCUUAGGGCUAAUCAAGGUUUAAAGAAGAAGAAAUAAUCUGCUUGUAUAUUUUGUAAAAUAUUAUAUUUUUCUUUCAUUUUUAAUAAAGAUUGUCUUAUUGUA
Messenger RNA from Physella acuta, 1101 nucleotides. Its product is annotated as polyglutamine-binding protein 1. NCBI's taxonomy places the organism in Eukaryota, Metazoa, Mollusca, Gastropoda, Physidae. Gene Ontology annotation, biological process: alternative mRNA splicing, via spliceosome. The record is from RefSeq and is a predicted model, not a curated record. Gene Ontology annotation, molecular function: ribonucleoprotein complex binding; protein binding. Gene Ontology annotation, cellular component: nuclear body; cytoplasm.